UCGGUUUAUAGAUGAUUAAAACUGGCUGACUCGGUACAUAUGUCUUCAGGGUUAUGAUAAAAAAAAUGGUCAUAUUCCUGUAAAGUAUAAUAUACAAAGAAUCAUACUUUAUAAUCAGUGUGACUCGAGCGCUGAUGUCGCCGCUCACGCAUGCGCGCUGCUGGUCAUCCGUGACUAGACAUUCGGUCAUAGAAGCGGUGGAGGGGGCGCUCGAGCCACGUCGGUGAAACAAAUCAACGCUUGAAGGCAGAUUUCAAAAGAGGGUCCCUGCUGCUCAGCCAGGAGCGGGAGAUCCAGGGCGAUGUCCACCCCAGAUCCCCCCAUGGGAGGCACCCCUCGCCCAGGUACUUCCCCUGGUCCUGGUCCCUCCCCUGGGGCAAUGAUUGGCCCGAGCCCUGGGCCCUCCCCGGGCUCCUCUCACAGUAUGAUGGGCCCUAGCCCUGGCCCUCCCUCCUCUGGACACUCUCAGCCUGGACCCUCUGGUUAUGGCCAGGAGAGCAUGCACCCACUGCACAAACCCAUGGAGAGCAUGCAUGAGAAGAGCCUGAGUGAGGAGAGCCGCUUCAGUCAGAUGAAGGGACUGUCCAUGAGACAGGGCGGGCACAGCGGCAUGGGCCCCCCGCCAAGUCCUCUAGACCAACACUCGCAAGGUUACCACUCUCCUCUUGGUGGCUCCGACCACUCCAGCCCUGUCCCUUCAAAUGGUCCUCCCUCUGGACCUCUCAUGCCUUCCUCCUCCUCUUCCUCCUCCUCUGGUGGUCCUGGCUCUACCUCAGCACCAUUAGACGGCCCCAGUGGAGAUCAACACACUCUGGGUCCCAAUAACCGCCCUGGCCCCCCGGGAGGCUCAGGCCCAGGCCCCAGUCCUGGACCCAGUCUUGGCUCAAGCGUCCCCAGCCUUGGAUCUGGGCUUGAACCUGUGGGACCUGCAGGCCCUGGAGGUCCUGGUGGCCCCACUCCCUUUAACCAGAACCAGCUUCACCAACUCAGAGCCCAGAUCAUGGCUUAUAAGAUGCUGGCCCGGGGUCAGCCCCUGCCGGACCACCUCCAGAUGGCUGUCCAGGGGAAAAGGCCGAUGCCUGGGAUGCAGCAGCAGCCGAUGCCCAGCCUGGGCCCAGGAGCUGGAGGCGGGCCGGGUGUUGGACCAGCAGGACCCGGACCUGGUCCAAUGGUCUCAGGCUACGGUCGAGCUCAUGGAAUGAUGGGUCCCAACAUGCCUCCUCCUGGCCCAUCCGGUACUCCAGUUGGGAUGCAGGGACCAAACCCAAAUGGACCUCCCAAGUCCUGGCCUGAAGGUCCUAUGGUGAAUGCAGCAGCCCCCUCCAACGCACCCCAAAAGCUGAUUCCCCCUCAGCCCACCGGCCGGCCCUCUCCCGCCCCUCCAUCAGUUCCCCCUGCUGCCUCCCCAGUGAUGCCUCCUCAGACCCAGUCCCCCGGACAGCCGGCACAGCCUACUCCCAUGAUGCCUUACCACGCCAAGCAGAACCGCAUUACCCCCAUCCAGAAGCCCUGCGGCCUCGACCCAGUGGAGAUCCUGCAGGAGAGGGAGUACAGGUUACAGGCUCGUAUCACUCAUCGCAUCGCAGAACUGGAGAACCUGCCGGGCUCCCUGGCGGGUGAUUUACGUACCAAAGCUACCAUAGAGCUCAAAGCCCUGCGACUGCUUAACUUCCAGAGACAGCUGCGUCAAGAAGUGGUGGUGUGUAUGCGUCGUGACACAGCUCUAGAGACGGCGCUUGAUGCCAAGGCCUACAAGCGGAGCAAGCGUCAGUCUCUGCGGGAGGCCCGCAUCACAGAGAAGCUGGAGAAACAGCAGAAGAUUGAGCAGGAGCGCAAACGCAGGCAGAAACAUCAGGAGUACCUCAACAGCAUCCUUCAACACGCCAAAGACUUCAAAGAGUACCACCGCUCCAUCACGGGCAAAAUGCAGAAACUGACCAAAGCUGUGGCCACUUACCACGCCAACACCGAGCGCGAGCAGAAGAAAGAGAACGAGCGGAUUGAGAAAGAGAGGAUGAGGAGGCUCAUGGCUGAGGAUGAGGAGGGCUAUCGUAAACUGAUCGACCAGAAGAAGGAUAAGCGUCUGGCCUACCUGCUGCAGCAAACUGACGAGUACGUCGCCAACCUCACCGAGCUGGUCAGAGCUCACAAAGCUGCACAGGCGCUCAAGGAGAAGAAGAAGAAGAAGAAGAGAAAGAAGAAGUUGGAGAAUGCUGAAAGUCAGACUCCUGCGUUGGGUCCAGAUGGAGAGCCUCUGGAUGAGACGAGUCAGAUGAGCGACCUGCCUGUGAAGGUCAUCCAUGUGGACAGUGGGAACAUCCUGACAGGAGUUGAUGCUCCUAGAGCUGGACAGCUGGACACAUGGCUGGAGAUGAACCCAGGUUACGAGGUGGCGCCCCGCUCAGACAGUGAAGACAGUGAGGAGGAGGAAGAGGAGGAGGAGGAAGAGGAGGAGCCUCAGCCAUCCACUGCUCUGGUGGAUGACAAGAAGAAGAUAACAGACCCUGACUGUGAAGACGUGUCGGAGGUGGAUGUCCGACAUAUUAUUGAAAAUGCGAAACAGGAUGUGGAUGAUGAGUACAUGGGUGCAGCGUUUGCUCGGGGCCUGCAGUCUUACUAUGCGGUGGCUCACGCUGUCACAGAGAGGGUGGACAAACAGUCCAGUUUGUUAAUAAAUGGACAACUCAAGCAGUAUCAGAUUAAAGGUCUGGAGUGGCUGGUUUCCCUCUACAACAAUAAUCUGAACGGGAUCCUUGCUGACGAGAUGGGUUUGGGAAAAACCAUCCAGACGAUCGCCCUCAUCACGUACCUCAUGGAGCUCAAACGUCUUAAUGGACCCUACCUCAUCAUCGUACCGCUCUCAACUCUUUCUAACUGGGUGUACGAGUUCGACAAGUGGGCACCCACAGUUGUGAAAGUGUCCUACAAGGGUUCUCCUGCCGCCAGAAGAGCUUUCGUCCCCCAGCUGCGCAGUGGAAAGUUUAACGUCCUUCUCACCACUUACGAGUACAUCAUCAAGGACAAACAAGUGCUGGCCAAGAUCCGCUGGAAGUACAUGAUCGUGGACGAGGGCCACCGUAUGAAGAACCACCACUGUAAGCUGACCCAGGUCCUGAACACCCACUACCUGGCCCCGCGGCGAGUCCUGCUGACGGGGACGCCGCUGCAGAACAAACUGCCUGAGCUCUGGGCGCUGCUCAACUUCCUCCUGCCCACCAUCUUCAAGAGCUGCAGCACCUUCGAGCAGUGGUUCAACGCUCCGUUUGCCAUGACCGGAGAGAAGGUUGACCUAAAUGAAGAGGAGACCAUUUUGAUUAUCCGUCGUCUCCAUAAAGUGCUACGUCCCUUCCUGUUGCGCAGGCUGAAGAAGGAAGUGGAGGCACAGCUUCCAGAGAAGGUGGAAUAUGUGAUCAAGUGUGACAUGUCGUCUCUUCAGAGGGUGCUGUACAGACACAUGCAGGCCAAAGGAGUCCUGCUCACUGAUGGAUCAGAGAAGGACAAGAAGGGUAAAGGAGGCACAAAGACGCUGAUGAACACCAUCAUGCAGCUGAGGAAGAUCUGCAACCACCCUUACAUGUUCCAACAAAUAGAGGAAUCUUUCUCUGAACAUUUAGGAUUCUCUGGUGGGAUAGUAACGGGUCCCGACCUGUAUCGAGCAUCGGGGAAGUUUGAGGUGUUGGAUCGAAUCCUGCCAAAGCUGAGAGUCACAAACCACAAAGUGCUGCUGUUCUGUCAGAUGACAUCACUCAUGACCAUUAUGGAGGAUUACUUUGCCUAUCGCAGCUUCAAGUAUCUGCGUCUGGAUGGCACUACGAAGGCCGAGGACAGAGGGAUGUUACUGAAGACAUUUAAUGAGCCGGGGUCGGAAUACUUUAUCUUCCUCCUGAGCACCAGAGCUGGUGGCCUGGGACUCAACCUGCAGUCUGCAGACACUGUGGUCAUCUUUGACUCUGACUGGAACCCUCAUCAGGACCUUCAGGCUCAGGAUCGAGCCCACCGUAUCGGUCAACAGAACGAGGUGCGCGUGCUGCGUCUGUGCACCAUCAACAGUGUUGAGGAGAAAAUCUUGGCCGCUGCUAAGUACAAACUAAAUGUGGACCAGAAGGUCAUCCAGGCCGGCAUGUUUGACCAAAAGUCCUCCAGCCACGAGCGCAGGGCCUUCCUGCAAGCCAUCCUGGAGCACGAGGAGCAAGACGAGGUCUGGGGACAGGAAGUGUGUCUGCGGAUCAACGAAGAGGACGAGGUGCCCGAUGACGAGACGGUCAACCAGAUGAUUGCAAGGAGUGAGGAGGAGUUUGACCAAUUCAUGCGAAUGGACCUGGACCGGCGUCGUGAGGACGCCCGAAAUCCCCGGAGAAAGCCUCGACUGAUGGAGGAGGACGAGCUGCCCACCUGGAUCAUGAAGGACGACGCCGAGGUGGAACGGUUAACCUGCGAGGAGGAGGAGGAGAAAAUGUUUGGACGAGGAUCCAGGCAGCGGAAAGAGGUGGACUACAGCGAUUCUCUGACCGAGAAGCAGUGGCUCAAGGUGAGUUCAUAUCUACAGAUUGACAUCAAAAUUAAAACUUUAAAUACAAGUCUAGGCAUUAAAGGGUUCUUAGUGUCACAUGUAUCUAUGUCAUUGCAGGCGAUAGAGGAGGGCACGCUGGAGGAGGUGGAGGAAGAGGUGCGUCACAAAAAGACGACCCGUAAGAGGAAGCGGGACCGCGACCUGGACCUCCCUGGUCCCUCCUCUUCUUCCCUAGGGGGGCGAGGGCGGGGGGACAAAGAUGAAGAUGGAAAAAGGCAGAGAAAGAGAGGACGACCACCCGCUGAGAAACUUUCUCCCAACCCGCCCGCCCUCACAAAGAAGAUGAGGAAGAUCGUGGACGCCGUCAUCAAGUAUAAAGACAGCACCAGCGGGCGUCAGCUCAGCGAGGUGUUCAUCCAGCUGCCGUCUCGAAAAGAGCUGCCUGAGUACUACGAGCUGAUCCGCAAGCCGGUGGACUUCAGGAAGAUCAAGGAGAGGAUUCGUGGUCAUCGCUACCGCAGUCUGGGCGACCUGGAGAGAGACGUCAUGCUGCUCUUCCAAAACGCUCAGACCUUCAACCUGGAGGGGUCGCUGAUAUAUGAAGACUCCAUCGUCCUCCAGUCAGUGUUCACCAGUUUGAGGCAAAAGAUCGAGAAGGAGGAGGAGAGUGAGGGAGAGGACAGUGAGGAAGAGGAAGAGGAACUGGAUGAAGGAUCAGAGUCUGAAACUCGCUCAGUGAAAGUGAAGAUCCGUCUGGGAAGGAAGGACAAAGGUGGAGAUCGUGGGAAGGGUCGCAGCAGACGAAUGGGACGCACCAGAGCCAAGCCUGUAGUUAGUGACGAUGACUCGGAGGACGAGCAGGAAGAGGAGCGCUCCCCCAGUGCCACAGAUGACGAGUCCUGAACCGAGCUGUUUGGUGGGAGAUAAAGGAGCAUGAAGCACCGCAUCUACAGUAGAAAAAAAAAAAAACACUCCUCCAUCAACUCCAUCCACCCUCAGUCAGGUGUUCACAGGGCUGGAGAAAUAGAGGAGAGGGUUUGCCAUGCAGGAACAGGACACGUCUGAUCGUUUAAAUCAGUUGAGAAGACGUCACAUGGAGUAACAUUAAUGAUUCAUUUUUGCGUCGCUGCAUUUUACUGUAAUUGUUUGUUUGCUGAGAAAGAGGAUCAAAUUAGCUUUAACUCUUUUGUUUGCACUUUCAGGAGGGUUUUGAAACGUUCUGGAAAUGUUGCCCGUGUGCAGGUGUUAAAAUGUUACUUUGACAAAAACACCUAAUGGUCAUUCUGAUGAUAACUAAGAAAAGAACCAAUAGGGAGCUCUGACUUUGCGCUCUGGACCGCACACAGUCUAAACACACUUUAUAUCUCGGUUCAGACUGUCAGUUUGAGGCGAGAUGUUCACGCCUCUGUAACACCUCUCCUUCACUGUGAACUCACAGAGGCAUAAUGGGAGGACAAAGUUAUCCCUCCUCUGUGCCACCGUCUGAGGUCGAAACAGA
Messenger RNA from Labrus mixtus (cuckoo wrasse), 6008 nucleotides. RefSeq names its product transcription activator BRG1. Lineage: Eukaryota; Metazoa; Chordata; Actinopteri; Labriformes; Labridae. Gene Ontology annotation, molecular function: ATP-dependent chromatin remodeler activity; ATP binding; transcription factor binding. The transcript is spliced from 33 exons. Gene Ontology annotation, cellular component: nucleus. The record is from RefSeq and is a predicted model, not a curated record. Bases 302 to 5413 code for a protein of 1703 amino acids. Gene Ontology annotation, biological process: positive regulation of transcription by RNA polymerase II.